Messenger RNA from Caenorhabditis briggsae, 1389 nucleotides. RefSeq names its product Protein CBR-ARRD-23 (gene Cbr-arrd-23). The record is from RefSeq and is a predicted model, not a curated record. NCBI's taxonomy places the organism in Eukaryota, Metazoa, Nematoda, Chromadorea, Rhabditida, Rhabditidae. The transcript is spliced from 8 exons. Bases 1 to 1389 code for a protein of 462 amino acids. Gene Ontology annotation, biological process: protein transport. Gene Ontology annotation, cellular component: cytoplasm.
AUGCUGCAUACUCCCCAGUUAUCAUGUGAAGAGAAUCUUCUAGAAUGCAUGCUGGAACUAACCAAAAAGGAUGCUUGUUAUAGUUGGGGAGACACAAUACAAGGGAAAUUGAAUCUGAAAAUCUCCGAUGGUUCUAUUGAGAUCACAUCUCUACGCAUCUUAUUUCACGGUUAUGGCAAAAUUCAUUGCAAGGGAAAGAAAGAUGAGCUUCUACAGGAAAACAUGACUUACAUGAAAAAAUACUCGAAUGUCAUUUCACAUCCGCUGAUAAUUUCCCAGCCAGAGUAUUCCAUUUCUAUUGAAGAAACGCUUCCGGACCAGCUCCCAACAUCUGUUUACAGCUCGAAAGGGCAUAUUCAAUAUGUGAUUCAAUGCACAAUGGAGUAUCGUUCAGCAGCUGGAACACCUAAUCUAGUAAAAGCGGUUCGUGGGAUUACUGUAGUUGAGUCUCUGGACCUCAACAAAAUAUCCAAGACGUGGUUCGAACCAAAGACCGAGUUCGAGCAGCGGAAGUUCGGCUGGUUUGCUUGCACGGGCGGCCAUAUCAGACUUCACCUGACCUUUGAGAGAAGCGCAUUUGUUUGUGGCGAGGCAAUCCCGUUUAUUGGUAUUAAUGCAUCCUUUUCUUUGUCUCGAUCUGUGUGGUCUCUGGUUCUUACAGGCAAGAUUGAAAACAAGAGUGAUCGAAGAAUCGAGAAGGUAUCGGUUUGUCUGAUGAGAAACACCCGAUUUGGCAAUGAUGUCGAGGAGGAUGUGGAGAACGCCACAGUUGACAAUCAUUUGAUUCAAGAAGACUUGAUGGCCAUGUACAUUGAGGAAGGUUGCGUCAACAAAAUUGACAAGAAAGUUCACAUUCCGUGCACAGCCCCAUCGACACCGCUUCCGAUUCUUUUCCGCUCUGGACAGCUGGACGGAAACAAGUUCCAACUUCGGCGCAAAUCGCAACUUGGCAGAUUAUCUCUUACAAGCCAAAAGUCACGACAGUCAAUAUCCUCGUCAUCAAACAUGCAAAGAAUUCUAGCGAUCACAUAUACAUUUGCCAUCAAAGUAAGAUCGAAUGGAAUGGACGUGAUUGAUUUGAGUAUCCCGGUUGUUAUCGGCACAGUGCCGUUGAUUGAUCACAUGAAUUCCGGGGAUCUAAAUGACCCUUUGGACCGUCCAGUCUACAACUUGUGUCGUCAAGACAAGCCUAUUCCAUUGUUGGAUGAAAAAGAAAGGAGCCUAUGCAACAAAGCUCAACUCCAGCAUGUAAACAAAUAUCCUUUCUUCCCGACGCUUCCAACAUCUUCAAAACAGAGCAAAAAACUGUGUGUAAUUGCUCAGACAAUAAAAACAGAAAAUCGGAUCAUGAACACAAUUCGAGGUGCAGUGGAAGAAGAGAAAUAUUAA